Sphaeroforma arctica JP610 is the source of this 1143-nucleotide messenger RNA. RefSeq lists its product as hypothetical. The transcript has 7 exons. The record is from RefSeq and is a predicted model, not a curated record. Gene Ontology annotation, cellular component: eukaryotic translation initiation factor 2 complex. Gene Ontology annotation, biological process: formation of cytoplasmic translation initiation complex; translational initiation; formation of translation preinitiation complex. Lineage: Eukaryota; Ichthyosporea; Ichthyophonida. Gene Ontology annotation, molecular function: translation initiation factor activity; translation initiation factor binding; mRNA binding. Bases 141 to 1079 code for a protein of 312 amino acids.
GGAUAGUCUUGUCGUUACAUAUACGCCACAAGUAUUAUCUACGAAUACAUAUACGUAUCUAGUUUUUCCACACAUACAUAUUCACAUCCUCGUUAGUAUACAAUCCACCUCCAUACCCAUAUAUAUAACCAAUCGCAAUCAUGGCAGACGAUACACCCGCAGAUUUCUUCGAUCUGUCCACCACCAAGAAGAAGAAAAAGAAAAAGACACUUCCUAACUUCGAUGCUGAUACUGCUGGCAAUACCACAGCCGAAGGUGUUUUGGAAGGUGCCGCAGAGGCAGUCACAAAUGCCGUGGAAGAGGUCGCAGCUGCCGUAGGUGAUAUUGAUCUCUCGUUCGGUGGCAAGAAGAAGCGCAAAAAGAAAACGGCGCCUGCUGAUUUCGGAGACUUUGACGCGCCAAAGAAACAGGCUGAGCCCGUGGCAGAGGAAACGGAAGAAGUAGAGGGUGCGGAUUUGGAGUUGACCAAAAAGAAGAAAAAGAAAAAGAAAAAGGAUCUUGCGUUCUUGGAUGAAGACGAAGGAGGAGAUGCUUUGUUAGAAGACGAUGCCGACGAUACCAAGGAGAAGAGCAUUUGGGCUCAGGAUUGUGAACGCGAAUAUGCAUACGAGGACCUUCUAGCACGUGUAUACCAAACAAUGAAGCAACGUAAUCCAGACAGUGCUGCGGGAGAGAGGAAGCGUGUGACCGUGCGACCGCCACAGAUUGUCCGAAUAGGAACAAAGCGUACUGGUUUUGUCAACUUCGUCGAGAUUUGCAAGCAAGUGCACCGUCUGCCCGACCACGUGAUGGCAUACGCACUGUCGGAGUUGGGUACUACUGGUUCGAUCGAUGGUGACAGUAAAUUGGUAAUUAAAGGACGUUUCCAGCAGAAGCAGAUCGAGAAUGUGCUGCGAUCGUAUAUCCGAGAAUAUGUGUCAUGUCACACGUGUCGGUCCCCCGAUACUAUCCUCACCAAAGACAACCGUCUGUUCUUCCUGCAAUGCGAGUCGUGUGGUGCCCAGUGUUCCGUAGCAACCAUCCACUCCGGUUUCCAAGCCAUCACCACCAAGCGUGCCAAGAUCCGUGCCGCCCAGUAAACACAGGAUUUUUUGGUUCCGCCAUAAUUACGCUAAUAAAAUUGGCUUUCGAGCUCCUUGUAUA